Messenger RNA from Adineta steineri, 1503 nucleotides. NCBI's taxonomy places the organism in Eukaryota, Metazoa, Rotifera, Eurotatoria, Adinetida, Adinetidae. The record is from the annotation of a GenBank genome assembly.
AUGAAAUCCUAUCUAUUUUCAAUUCUAUUUGGUAUAGAAUUCUUAAUUAAAGAUGGUAUAAAAUGUUCACAUUAUGAAGAACAAUUAUUCAAAGAAUUAUUUCAAGAUUAUAAUCCAUUAAUACGACCUGUAAAAAAAUUAGAUGAAACAAUAAAUGUAUCAUUUAGUAUUGCUUUAUUACAAAUAAUUAGUGUGAUUGAAAAAGAACAAGUACUUAAAACAAAUGUUUGGUUACAAGUCAAAUGGCAUGAUUAUCAAAUGCAAUGGAAACGAGAAAAAUAUGGUGGAAUUCAAUCAAUACGUGUACCACCAAAUCAAGUUUGGACACCGGAUAUUGUAUUAUUUAAUAAUGCUGAUGGUAAAUAUGAAGCAUCAUUUAAAUCACAUGUUGUUAUUUAUUAUAAUGGUGAUAUGAAUUGGGUACCACCUGCUAUAUAUAAGUCAAGUUGUCAUAUUGAUGUCAAAUUUUUUCCUUUUGAUGAACAAAUGUGUGAAUUACGUUUUGGAUCUUGGACAUAUAAUCAACAUCAAUUAAAUUUUACAUAUUAUAAUGAAAUAGAACGACAUGUAACGAUAAAAGAUUAUGUUGUUAGUGGUUCAUGGGAUCUUAUGGAUGGUCCAAUGUCAAUUCAACGACCAUCAAAUGAAACGGAUACUUUAUUUGAUAAUAGUUAUCGACAUGAUCGAGUGGAAUUUGUAUGUAAACUUGUUAUUCGACGUAAAACACUUUUCUAUACAGUUAAUUUAAUUAUUCCAACGGUGCUUAUUUCAUUUUUAUCCAUAUUUGUUUUCUAUUUACCAACUGAUGCUGGUGAAAAAAUGACAUUAUCUAUAUCUAUUCUACUUGCAUUAGUCGUUUUUCUCUUACUUAUAUCAAAAAUUUUACCACCUACAUCUAUAGUUAUACCAUUAAUAGCUAAAUAUCUUUUAUUUACAUUUAUUAUGAAUAUAAUAACGAUAUUAUGUACUGUUAUUAUUAUUAAUUAUAAUUAUCGAACACCACGUACAAGUAAAAUGCCUUAUUGGAUGAGAAGAUUAUUUAUUGAUAUGUUACCACGAGUACUUCGAAUGGAAAGACCACUUAAAGAUGAAAUAGAAAAUGAAGAUGAAAGAAUUGAACAGACAAGAAUAAAUUAUAUUCGAUCUUCGCGUGUUGUUUCAAUAGCAACACCACCAAUUAUGAAUAGUGAUCAAUCAUUAACAACAGACAAUGAAGAACAAGAAAGUGAAAUGGAUUCAUUCUUAACAAAAGAAGUUUAUGAAGCUGUUGAAGAUCUUAGUUUUAUUGCAAAUCAAAUGCGAUCUGCUUGUUACUAUGAAGAAAUACGUGAUGAUUGGAAAUAUAUUGCAUCUGUUAUCGAUCGAUUACAAUUAUAUAUAUUUUUUGCAGUUACUUCUUUUGGUACACUAUCGAUUUUAUUCAAUGCACCACAUAUAUUAAGUGUAGUUGAUCAAAAUGCAAUACUUAAAAAAUGGGAUCCAACAUUUGGUAAUACUAGUUAA